GGCAGUGUUGCCGCGCUGCUCCACUGGUGCUCGCUUGUACCAUAUAUUUCUAGCACGUGUGUGGGAAGUAUAUACAUCACAAAUCAAUUCACAAAUAGACCUCUGUCGCAAGUACACCUAGACAUUGCAGACUCAUGAUCAAUACAAUGGUUCUGCCCUGUUUUCUCCAAACUCCAAACUCCAAACUCGGCUAAGAUAAAGAAAAAGCACGAGCCACACUUCGUCACAGUUUGUUACAGCCACAGCUCUUAUCCGCAGAAGUGGCCAGUUCUACCUCCGCUACAGAACAGCAUCAUCCUAUAAAACUUAGUCAGGACAAAUCACUUUGAUUCACAAGAAAAUGAUGUGUAUGAGAAUGGGUACUUGAUCCACUCCUGACAAUAUUGGCACAGAGGUUACCGUCGUUUUUGAACUCAUCCGGUCGUCGCGUAUCCAUUGAGCAUUGAGCGUGGAGCACGCCACAUACAUAUAGCUUGAAGCUGCAGAGCUACAUAGCUACAUAGCUCCUCAUCUACAAACUUUGCGGGCUCGCAGGUGAGAAGCUGAACAUAGGCACGAUGGGUUCAAGACUUGCCUGGUAUGCUGGUAUAUCCACUGGUUUGGCAGCUACAGUGAUUCUUUCUGCGUUUAACCAGCGCGCAAACUUCUAUUCAGCAUGUGUUUACCUGGCGCAGAGUAAUUUGUGUCUCAUGAUCCUAAUCAAUCUGAUUCUAUUCAUCUUUUCUAGUUUCAUGUACGGACUUCAACGACUCUGCUACGGCCCUCUCCGACCCAUCGAAAUCGAGCAAUUAUACGAGAAAGCCUGGUUCGCCAUCACGGAAACAUGUCUCGCCAUGACCAUAUUCAGGGAAGAGGUUGGAGCUUGGUUUCUCGUCAUGUUUGUCGCUCUUCUGACCGGCAAAGUUUGGGGAUGGAUAGGAGAUGGCCGAGUCGAGAUUCUAGAACAACAACCACCUGCCAAUCCGAAACUCUUUCAUAUUCGAUUGUCUAUAUCAUUGGCGGUUUCGGUCAUUUACGAUGCGUGGUUGAUGAGUUAUACGAUUAACACGGUGAUUCAACAAGCAAGGCCGAAUAUGAUGGUUAUGUUCUUGUUUGAAUUUGCCGUAUUGACCGUCUCAAGUUCUUCCACGGCUUGUAGAUAUCUCAUUUCUGUGAUGGAGAUGAGAGUAGUCAAGAAACAGACGGAGGAGAGGUUGAUUGAGAGGAAGAGAGAGGUUAGAGAGGAGAGGGCAGAAAUGAUCAGACAAAGAGAAAUUGCGCGUGCGGAAGCUGGCGAAAAUUAUCAAGAGCCUACAGCACCUUUACCUUCGGAGGAUGAUGUUGAAGAAAUGGAUAUUGAGGUUCCCGGAUGGGAAGCAAAGGGUCAAUGGGUUUUGACCCUUGAUUUGAUAACAGACUUCAUGAAAUUAUCGAUUUACUCUUCAUUCUUCUUCAUCCUUUUCACAUUCUACGGCCUCCCUAUUCAUAUUAUGCGAGAUCUAUUUGUUACGGCAAGAUCAUUUGUCAAACGACUUACUGCAUUCUUGAGAUACCGCAGAGCAACUCAUGAUAUGAACUCAAGAUAUGAAGAUGCAACUGUUGAGGAUAUUCAAAGGGAGGAUACAUGCAUUAUAUGUCGAGAAGAGAUGCGACCUUGGUCUGUAACAAAUCCCCCGGUACCUGCUGGAGCACAACCCAGGCCAGGUACUGUCAACGAACGUACAAGGCCGAAGAAGUUACCUUGUGGUCAUAUUCUUCAUCUAGGAUGUUUGAAGAGCUGGCUUGAACGACAACAAGUAUGCCCAACAUGUCGAAGUCCUGUGGUAGAAACACCUCAAAAUGCACAAGCCAAUGCCAAUCAAAAUGCAAGAGCUAAUCAACCCGCUCCCGGUCAACAAGAUGGACCCGCUGGUGCUGGACCCGUACCAGCCCCCGCUCGUGGCCGCGGUAUGCGUAUGCUUAAUCUUGGACCAAUUCGAGUCGGCUUUGGGCAGGCGAACCUCAAUGAUUUUGCUGCCCUUCAAAACCCUCCAGGAGGUCAAGCAAAUGCCGCAGGUGCAGGACCAAGAGUUUAUGGUUUAGAACUAGGUAUUCCUCGUAGAGCUCAACCCCAAGCCCAACCAGCGCUUCUGGAUCCUGGACAGAAUGCCGCGUUCCCGCUUGACCAACUACCACAACAUUUAGAAGAACUCGAACAGCAAGUCGCGCAGGAAAUUCGAAACUUGCAGUUGAGUCAGCAGCAGUUGCUGAUCGUCCAAUUGUUACAAAACGAGUUGACAAGAUUGAGAAACUUACAGAAUAACGCCGCGGAUCCUUUGGCAGCAAACUUUCCCUUGCCACAGAUGCCUGGCUUUCAGAAUCCGCCGCAAAUCGUCCCCCCAUUCAGUAACCGACCAUCAGGUCAAUCACAAGUGCACAGACACAGUGCACGGUCCAAUACCUCAGCAAUACCAUCUGGUAGUGCCGACCUUCCACCUGGAGUUGUCAUCCCAGAGGGCUGGUCACUUCUCCCAUUAGAAAGACUUCCUAAUGCGCCAUUACCGGGUCCAGCAGGGGUACCAGGACCUGCAGCAGCAUCAACAUCUAACGACCCUAUUAUAGCCUCUGCAUCUACGCAAAAUGUAGUCAGCCCUACAAUUGAAAGAAGUGAAGUUUCUAAUAAUAGCGCCACACCAAUCAAUACCGAACAAGUUAAUUCGCAAGCCGACUCGGUUGGCUCUUCUGAGAUAAACGCCAUUGAAACCCCGCCUUCUAUCUCGGCUGACCAAUCGACAUCAACGAUUACCACAUCUACAGAGCCAACUUCUACAAAUACAAAUCCAUUUGUUGACCCUCCUAGUUUGCCUAAUUGGGGAAAUUCACAACUAUUUACAGGAUCAAGUUUAGCGGGUAAUCACAAUCUGGAUGGCGCUCAUUCAGUGCCAACUUCGCCUCCACAUGAUGGUGGUGAAAAUACAACUCCUCAUGUCUCUCUUGAUACGAUGUCAGGUACUGGUGAAUCAACUAGUAGUUCAGCCGAGCAUAGUGAGCCAAGAGGAGAUGAAGAUGGCGAAAUGAGGAGAAGAGAGAAGGGUAAAGCCAAGGCGGUGACAGUAGAGGAUACAGUGGAUGAAGCAGAGUGAGGAGGAAUCAUGCUUUGAGAUGAAAAGUACAUUGAAUAAUUUAGGAUUUCAUCCGACUUUCACGUGAAUAUUGCUUAUCGUGCAUGAUGCAUAAAGCCAUAGAUGAAAUGGGAUCCAGUCAGAGAUAUAUUAAGGGCGUUUUGGGAAGGAAUUCUUAUGGGAUUGAGGAAUGGAUUGGCGCAUUUUCUACGUAAUAUGCUAUGGAUAGGCUUAAGGCUUAAGCAUAAUACAUUAGCGUCAGUAUAACUUUGACAUUACACUUUACAUACAGACAUGACGUGGCAUAAGGUUAUCUUUGAGUCUGACAGCUCGGUCUCGGCUAUGCUGUGUUGUGCUGUAGUAGAGGAGUGUGGAGAGACGGACUAUGGGGAGAGCAGAAAACUUACCAUUCCUGUAUGGUUUAGCGUAUUUAUAGCAGUUAGAAACAAUUACAAAGUUAUAAAGAUAGAUCAUUACUCAAAGUCAUAUAUUUGCAUAGUACUAAGCCUGUUGAGCA
Botrytis cinerea B05.10 is the source of this 3597-nucleotide messenger RNA. It is a transcript of the gene Bchrd1, whose product is annotated as Bchrd1. The transcript is spliced from 4 exons. Gene Ontology annotation, cellular component: cytoplasm. Lineage: Eukaryota; Fungi; Ascomycota; Leotiomycetes; Helotiales; Sclerotiniaceae. The coding region runs from base 558 to 3101 and encodes 847 amino acids. The record is from RefSeq and is a predicted model, not a curated record.